Messenger RNA from Seminavis robusta, 507 nucleotides. The record is from the annotation of a GenBank genome assembly. NCBI's taxonomy places the organism in Eukaryota, Bacillariophyta, Bacillariophyceae, Naviculales, Naviculaceae.
AUGGGAUCUUCUGCCAGCAAGCAAGCCAAUGGCCCAACUUUCAAAGAGAAAAUCAAGGCAUCCGUGGAGGAAGAAAUCAGUCGAAAAAUGAUGCAGCAACGAGAAAUCAAUAUGGCCUUGAACAUUGCCAGGGCUCGCGACAUGCUUCAGAUCUACGGUAGCAUUUAUGCGACAGGAGUCACUGGACUUCUCACUGCAAGAAUUGCGGGUAGACCUGUGCCCCACCUGGCCGCCAUUCCAGUGUUGGGAGGAGGGAUCGUGUUGGGCAACAUGUUUGACAUGGCCUAUGGAAACAAAAUGGCUCGAGUCUGCAGGGAAGCAGAGUACAUCCUCGAAAAUGAAAAACCCCGUUUUGUUCCUUUCAAGCAGGCUCCAUUUGCAAGAUUCUACUCGGAUGACGACAAAUCCGUGUUCUUUGAUCAAGCAACACCUGUGGGUGAUCUAUUCCCGAGUAACCUCUAUUCGCGUGAAUAUGCACCGGGUACCCAGCCAGCAGAAAAGAAGUAA